AUGGCCCAGUCCUCCGACUCGGAGCCAUUGGUCUCCCUGUGGACCAGAUCCUUACUUUCGGGCGCAGUAGCCGGCCUUACCGUCGACUGCUCUUUGUACCCCUUGGAUACCAUCAAAACGCGCCUUCAGAAAGCCCGGCUCCAUACGCCAUCGGCCCCAGCUCCCAGCCUGUCCUUGAAGCAAACCAUCCGCGGAAUCUACGCCGGCCUCCCCUCCGUCCUCUUUGGCUCCGCCCCCUCCGCGGCCUCCUUCUUCAUAGUCUAUGACGGCGUUAAACGCUCGCUCCUGACAUCCUCGAAUUCGGAGGCUCCGUCCCGCACCCAUGUCCUCCUCACACAUUCGCUUGCCUCUUCGAUGGGAGAAGUCGCCGCGUGCGCCGUCCGCGUGCCCACAGAAGUGGUGAAACAGCGCGCGCAGGCCGGUCUCUUCGGCGGCUCCAGUCUGCUCGCCCUGAAGGAUAUUCUCGCUCUGCGCCAUCCGGAUCCAACCAGCGGUGCCAAGCGCGGCUACGGACAAGUACUUCGGGAGCUGUACCGCGGUGCGGGGAUCACCAUCGCGCGAGAGAUCCCCUUCACCGUCCUGCAGUUCACUAUGUGGGAGUCGAUGAAGGAGGCGUACGCCAAGCGUUCGCAGCAGCAGUCCGGAGGCCAGAUCCCGGCCGCCACGAGUGCCAUGUUCGGUAGCGUUGCCGGUGCCAUCUCGGCGGGGCUCACGACGCCGCUGGACGUCAUCAAGACGCGAGUCAUGUUGGCUCGUCGGGGCGAUGGUGCGGCCGGAGAGGAAAGUGCUCGCGUGCGCAUCAAGGACGUGGUGCAGGAUAUCUCCAAGGAAGGGAUGGGAGCUUUCUGGAGAGGUAUCGGCCCGCGCGUGGCUUGGAUUGGUAUCGGUGGCGCGGUGUUCCUGGGCAGCUACCAAUGGGCUUGGAAUACUCUGGAAAGAAAGGAUCAAUCGGAACAGUAG
Molecule: messenger RNA, 960 nt
Organism: Aspergillus affinis
Lineage: Eukaryota; Fungi; Ascomycota; Eurotiomycetes; Eurotiales; Aspergillaceae
Product: putative mitochondrial carrier protein (Pet8)
Exons: 2
Coding region: 1-960 (319 amino acids)
Cellular component (GO): mitochondrial inner membrane
Molecular function (GO): S-adenosyl-L-methionine transmembrane transporter activity
Source: RefSeq, a predicted model, not a curated record